GCGCCCCCGGCCAGGAUGCUGCGGUUCCUGCGCCGGACCUUUGGCCGCCGCUCCAUGCAGCGCUACGCGCGGGGCGCGGCGGGGCGCGGGGCCGCCGGGCUGGGGGACGAGCGCGACGGGGGGCCGCGAGGGGGCCCGGCCGCCGUCGCUGGCUCCUCGGUGCUGCCCGCCGCGCCCGGGGGCAGCGUGUUCCCGGCCGGCGGCGGGCCCCUGCUGACGGGCGGCGCGGCUGUGCACAUCUCUGCCUCCGGAGCUGCCAAGGCCACCCUCUACUGCCGAGUCUUUCUACUCGACGGAACCGAAGUGAGCGUGGACCUGCCGAAACAUGCCAAAGGCCAGGAUUUGUUCGACCAGAUUGUGUACCACUUGGACCUGGUGGAAACAGAUUAUUUUGGCCUGCAGUUCCUCGACUCCGCCCAGGUGACGCACUGGCUGGAUCAUUCGAAACCCAUAAAGAAGCAGAUGAAAGUUGGACCUGCCUAUGCUUUGCACUUUCGAGUCAAAUAUUAUUCUUCAGAACCAAAUAACCUUCGAGAGGAAUUUACAAGGUACCUGUUUGUUUUACAACUCAGGCAUGACAUUCUUUCUGGAAAACUGAAGUGCCCCUAUGAAACGGCUGUGGAACUAGCUGCUCUCUGUCUGCAAGCGGAGCUGGGGGAGUGUGAGCUCCCGGAACACACGCCAGAGCUUGUGUCUGAGUUUCGGUUCAUCCCAAAUCAGACAGAAGCCAUGGAAUUCGAUAUCUUCCAGAGAUGGAAAGAGUACAGGGGAAAGAGCCCUGCCCAGGCGGAACUCUCCUAUCUGAACAAAGCGAAGUGGCUGGAAAUGUACGGGGUGGACAUGCACGUUGUCAGGGGAAGAGAUGGCUGUGAAUAUUCUCUUGGACUGACCCCGACAGGCAUAUUAAUCUUUGAAGGAGCUAACAAAAUAGGCUUAUUCUUUUGGCCUAAGAUCACCAAAAUGGACUUUAAAAAGAGCAAGCUGACCCUUGUAGUGGUGGAGGAUGAUGACCAGGGGCGAGAGCAGGAGCACACCUUCGUGUUCAGGCUGGACAGCGCACGCACGUGCAAGCACCUGUGGAAGUGUGCUGUGGAGCACCACGCCUUCUUCCGCCUUCGCACACCCAGCAACAGCAAGUCCGCCAGGUCGGAUUUCAUCCGCCUGGGCUCCCGCUUCCGGUUCAGUGGGCGGACAGAAUAUCAAGCUACACAUGGCUCCAGACUGCGAAGAACCAGCACCUUUGAGAGGAAGCCUAGCAAACGUUACCCGUCCCGGAGACAUUCCACAUUCAAAGCAAGCAACCCAGUGAUUGCUGCUCAGCUCUGCUCUAAAACAAAUCCUGAAGUCCAUAAUUACCAGCCUCCGUACCAUCCCAACAUCCACCCCAGCCAGCCCAGGUGGCGCCCUCACUCUCCCAAUGUCAGCUACCCGCUCCCCUCCCCAGCACUCAGCCCCACAGAACGGCUGCCUUUUGGCCUAGAGGAGAACGGGGGCACACCUUUUGCCUCCAAAGCUUCCGGAAGACACCACCAUCAGCACCAGCACCACUCUAACUACGGCCUUUCACUGACCCUGGAGAAUAAGGAAGGGCCGUUGAGGUCCCCGAACUCCAGCAAGACCCUCACCAAACUGAGUCCAGGAGCACCUGCCCUGUACAGCGAAGCAGCCGCCCACCUGAAGAAGCUGGAGCUGGACACGGUGAAGGCUGCGGGACCCUGGCCUGCCCUGCACAUCAACAUAAACAAGGCCGAGGAAAAGAAAGUUCCUGAGAAGACCCUUCAGACCCCGCUGCUGCCUUCACCCGUGGCAGAUCACGUGAAGUGUAACAUUUUGAAAGCACAGCUGGAGAAUGCCUCUCGUGUGAAUGCCCAGGUUGGAAAAGAGGAGCCCCCAUUUGUAAAUAUCAAUAAGAAAUCGAGUCUCCAGGACACAAAUGUCAGGAGUCCCAUUCCUAUACGUGUGGAGACCGCCCAGCCAGCUGCGGAGAAGCCGGAAAUCAAGCCUCCCAGAGUGAGGAGGUUAACAAGGCAAUAUAGCUUUGAUGAAGAUGACCUCCCUCCAGACCUAGCUGAGGCAGUGGGAGCCACCACAGCCACAACCACAACCACCACGAUGUCUGCCACUCAAGUCUCAGUGCCACUGGCGUCCCCGAAAAUCCAGAAAGUCAGUUCACCUCAGAAGUCAGAAGUCAAGAGCCCACUGUCCCCAGGGACCAAGAGUCCCUCUGACCAUGGAGGCCCAUUUACCUUGGGGCCGGGCGACCUGCUGAUGGACUUCACAGAGGCCACUCCUCUGGCAGAGCCCGCCAGCAGCCCCCACUGUGCCCAUUCUCGCUGCUCUCCUCCACUCUCUCUCCCCAUGAAGGAAGAGACCACUGGAGUUUGCAUGUACCCUCCAAUCAAAACGAGGCUGAUAAAAACGUUCCCGGCAGAACCAAUGCUGAGCCCGUUUCCUGACCCCUUUACUACAGGGCCACAGUUCACUGCAGACUUCAGAGAGAACAAAUUACCAUGCUGUCCUGGCCAGUCUUCCCCGCUGAUUCCAACAGCGACCCUGCGGCCGCUGACUGAGACCGUGUCCACAGUACAGACCAUCUACACCUCCCGGAAGCCUGUGUCUCUGGCAGCCAGUGCAGAGACGCUCCGGCAGGAACUGGAAAGAGAGAAGAUGAUGAAAAGACUAUUGAUGACUGAACUGUGAAGCUCCGCCCUUGCUGCCUGGAGAUGGCAUGGUGCCUUCGUCCGCUUCCUUUCCUUGGGCUCGGUGUGCCUGCUGAGGCACAACAUACAGAUGUGUGCUCUGUUUGCCCAGGUCUCCAGGGGUAGCGGAAGCCAGCUUCCGGCUUGACUUCGUUGGGAAAGUUAUUUUACGUCUCCUGAGCAUGAGAGGUUUUUCUACUGCUCAAUGCAGUGGAGACAAGGUUUGGUAGGAAGUUUCUAGAAGAAAGGGGAUUCCUGUUCAGAGGUACCUGUGUGUAUCUGUAACCCCAGGGGCUGACGCAGCACAGAAUCCUCCGCUUACACUCUCAACUAUGUGACUUUUUUUAAUGAUUGAAACUUGCACCAAGCUUUGGCUGUUUGUUAAAAUGGGUCAUUUUUAUGAGAGAAUAUUCUUUACUGCUGUUUUUUUUUCCAUUUACACUGAUAAACACACAGAUCUUAUAAAGUUAUUUAUUUUUAUUCAGACAUUAAUAGAUGAAUGGAAAGAAAAAGUUACAUAUUAGAUGACUGAAAAAUACUUCAUCUUAACCUGAAAUACGAUUGAAUGUAUGAGCUUGUUGGAUACAAUAUAACCUGGGAUAAAUGGAAUUUAUCUUUGAGCCCCAUGUAGGAAAUUCUAACUUAACAUUGUCUAAAAAUCUUUACAAGGUCAAGAUGAUUCUGCAUCAGGAAGGUUCAUUUGGCUUUUCCACAAAGACAAAUUAUUUCUAAAUUCCAUCUAGCCAUGUUGAUAGAACCUGGCCCAGGAGAAACUUAAGCCCCCUUUUGUAUAGUUUCAAGAAAUGUGUUUUUAAAUUAAUUUUUAUGCACUUGAAUACACACAGCUAUCUCUCUCAAGUCCUUCCUGCUUUUCUGUUUUCAAAAAGCUGUGCUCAGCGCUCACAUUCCUUCGGCUGUAUUUCUCCAGCUGACACAGCUCCCUUCUCACAGAGAUAUUUUCACUAAUUCAAAUGUCUUUAUAUCCUCACGACGCAGUUAACCUCACUUCUCCCCCAUCAAUAGAUAUUUGGGUUAUAUGCAAAUUUUCACAUUUAUAAAUAGUGCUGCUAUGAAUGUCUUUGUAAAAAUAGAUAAAUAAAUAGAUAAAUAAAUAGAUAAAUAUAUAUAUAUAUAAAAAAUCCUUCUCUUGGGUUAUUCCCUUUGGAAUAUCCCCAAAGAGGGAUUUCAAGGUCAGAGAGCAUGAAGUAUUUUAUAGCUCUUGUUUUAUAUUGCCAGAUUGCUUUCUAGAAAGAUCCAAUCUUUGGAUUGGAAGGACCUUAAAGGUCAACUCAUUUAAACUUCCCCUCCUCUGAAUGCUUGAAUCCCCUCUACAGUUUAUAACGCCACCAGCAAUGUAUAAGUAUUUCUAUUUACCAAUAGCUCUGCCAGUACUGGGUUUUGCUCUUCUGAUUUAUUUUUUGCUAGUUUAAUA
Messenger RNA from Acomys russatus (golden spiny mouse), 4131 nucleotides. RefSeq names its product erythrocyte membrane protein band 4.1 like 4B (gene Epb41l4b). Gene Ontology annotation, cellular component: cytoskeleton. Gene Ontology annotation, molecular function: cytoskeletal protein binding. The transcript has 26 exons. The record is from RefSeq and is a predicted model, not a curated record. The coding region runs from base 16 to 2700 and encodes 894 amino acids. Lineage: Eukaryota; Metazoa; Chordata; Mammalia; Rodentia; Muridae.